GCUGUGUAUCGAUGGUGACCAUGAGCCGGCUGGCGGAUCUGGACAAUACCUAUGUUGCAUUCUGGCCUCACGAUGGUUCUAGCUCCUACGGCCCGUUCCAGGUGACCCUGGUCUCUGAGAAACCGCAGGCAGAAUUCACAGAGCUACGGCUCACCCUCAGUAAACACAAACAGAGUGUGAAGUAUGAGAUUAAAGUUCUGCAGCUUGAUAACUGGCCAAUGGGGAACCCUGUCCCUCAAUCCCCAAACUCCAUCAUCAGGAUCAUACAGGAGCUGGAUUCAUGGCAACAACAGAAUGGGAAUAAACCAAUCCUGGUCACCUGCUGCGAUGGAGCGAGUCGCUGUGGGUUAUUCUGUGUUUCCAGUUUAAUCUGUCAGCAGAUACGGCACGAGGCCACGGUCGAUGUCUUCCAAGCUGUCAAAACUAUCCGCAGCAGCAGGCCCCAGGUCAUCAACAACACGGAUCAGUACACCUUCUGCUAUCAGCUGGCAAUGGCUUUCCAUCACACAGGCCGUCCAGUAAAGGAGAGAACAUUGGGCAAGGUCAAGGCCACCAGGAAUCAGACCAAGGCCUGUAACAAGAUGGGGAAUGAUGGAUGGUGAACACUGCGAUGACAGGGAGAAUCUCUGAGUGCUCGCAAUCAUUCCUCAGCCGAGUGCACAGUCACAGAUUAUACAGAACAUGGACAUUUCAGUGAAACUGCUGCAUGUGCUGGCAUUUUAAACCCUGUAUCUGCAGCAAUUUGUGAGGCUGUACCCCUCUC
Molecule: messenger RNA, 763 nt
Organism: Hemiscyllium ocellatum (epaulette shark)
Lineage: Eukaryota; Metazoa; Chordata; Chondrichthyes; Orectolobiformes; Hemiscylliidae
Product: receptor-type tyrosine-protein phosphatase alpha-like
Exons: 5
Coding region: 12-602 (196 amino acids)
Biological process (GO): protein dephosphorylation
Molecular function (GO): protein tyrosine phosphatase activity
Source: RefSeq, a predicted model, not a curated record